Messenger RNA from Cutaneotrichosporon cavernicola, 912 nucleotides. RefSeq lists its product as uncharacterized. Bases 1 to 912 code for a protein of 303 amino acids. Lineage: Eukaryota; Fungi; Basidiomycota; Tremellomycetes; Trichosporonales; Trichosporonaceae. The transcript is spliced from 8 exons. The record is from RefSeq and is a predicted model, not a curated record. Gene Ontology annotation, biological process: regulation of ruffle assembly; actin cortical patch localization; actin filament bundle assembly. Gene Ontology annotation, cellular component: ruffle membrane; actin cortical patch. Gene Ontology annotation, molecular function: phosphatidylinositol binding; actin filament binding.
AUGUCAAAGUGGACCAACGUUUUGGACAAGGUCAAGGCUCAAGCCGCCGCGGCCGGCGCACAUGCGCAACAGAUGAUCAACGAUGGGGCGCAGACGGCGCGCGGGCACGGCGAGGGCGGCAGUAUCAUGCAGCGCGCACAGGCCGGCGGUAACAACUUCAUGCAGGGCUUCACGCUUCCGGGCGAGUGCGACAAAGCCGCAAAGAUCCUCCAGAGCUUCCUCGCUGACCCGUCGAACCCGGAGUCGGCGCUCAACGCUGUCCCGAAGGAGGUCCUCCUUCGCUGCAAGGGCCUUGCUGUCUUUACCAUCUUCAAGGCUGGCUUCGUGUUCAGCGGCAAGGCCGGUUCGGGUAUCGUCAUUGCCCGUCUCCCGGAUGGCAGCUGGAGUGCGCCAAGCUGCAUUGCCACUGCAGGUGUUGGCUGGGGUCUGCAGGUCGGUGCGGACCUGACUGAGGUCGUCAUGGUCCUCAACUCGGACGAGGCGGUCAAGGCCUUUUCUCGCGGUGGCAACGUUACCAUCGGAGGCAGCGUCUCCGCAGCUGCGGGCCCAAUUGGCACUGGCGGCCAGAUCAACGCUUCCCUUGUCAACCCUGCCCCCAUCUUCAGCUACUCGCGUUCCAAGGGUCUGUUUGCCGGCCUCUCACUCGACGGCACGAUCCUGGUGGAGCGCUACGACGCCAACCACAAGUUCUACGGCAGCAACGUGUCCACGACCGACAUUUUGACUGGCCGCGUUCCGGCUCCUGAGAUUGCCUCGCCAAUGUACGACGUGAUUGAAGCCGCUGAGGGCCUUGACGAGACCGGCAUUCCGAGUGAGGCCUACAUUCCAAGUACCAACCCCAUCGCAACCGCAGCUGGCGCGCCUCCUGCCUCCACAGACAAGCCUGUCUUUGACGCAAGCGCGCAUCCUUGA